AUGUCCGAGGAGGACAUCGCCGCCGCGGGUGCGCUCUCGGACGAGGACCUGACGAACGCGUACGAGACGAUGCAGCUGUGCCGCGACUUCGAGAACGAGUGCAACCAGGCGUACAUGGCGGGCAAGAUUCGCGGCUUCAUGCACCUCGACAACGGCCAGGAAUCUAUCCCCGCGCUCCUCUCGAACGCGAUCCGCAAGACGGACCUGAAGCACUCGUACUACCGCGACCACUGCCACGCGAUCGCGUGCGGCGUCGACCCGGGCGCGGUCAUGGCCGAGAUCUUCGGCCGCGACGGCGGCUCGUGCAGAGGCACCGGCGGAUCCAUGCACGUGUACGACGUCGAGACUAACUUCCAAGGCGGGUGGGCGCUCGUCGCCGAGCAGCUACCCUACGCCGUCGGAGCCGCGCGGUCGAUCGUCCUCGACAAGCACCUCGGCACGGGCGAGGCGGAGGACCGCAUCGCGAUCGUCUUCGUCGGCGAGGGCGGCGCGCAGAACGGACGGAUGGCGGAGUGCCUGAACGCGGCGGCGAAGGCGCGUUCUAUCUCACACUGGUCCCCAUACGACCGCGAAAACCUUCCGAUUUUAUUCCUCGUCAUCGACAACGGUCGCGCGAUCAACACGUUCACGAAGGACGUCGCGACGAACCAGGAGGUGUUCAACCAGGGGAAACACUACGGCAUCCCGGGCAUUCUCGCGGACGGGCAGAACGUUCAGGACACGAUGCGCAUCGGGCGAGCGGCGAUCCAGCACGUUCGCAAUAAGGGCCCGGCGAUUCUCCAGGUGCACACGUUUCGGUUCAACGGGCACUCCCCCGCGGACCCCGAGCACGAGCGCAACCGCAAGGACGAGAAGCGCUGGGCGCGCGCGACGUGCGACCCGAUCAAGAUCUUCGAGGAGUCGGACGACGCGAAGAAGGUGGACCAAAAGGCUGCGCUGGCGAGGGCGCGCGAUGAGGUAGCCAAGGCGCUCGCUUUCGCCAACGCGUCGCCGCCGCCGCCGAAGGAC
This is a messenger RNA of Micromonas pusilla CCMP1545, 1008 nucleotides long. RefSeq lists its product as uncharacterized. The record is from RefSeq and is a predicted model, not a curated record. Gene Ontology annotation, biological process: pyruvate decarboxylation to acetyl-CoA. The annotation marks the transcript as partial. NCBI's taxonomy places the organism in Eukaryota, Viridiplantae, Chlorophyta, Mamiellophyceae, Mamiellales, Mamiellaceae. The transcript has 2 exons. Gene Ontology annotation, molecular function: pyruvate dehydrogenase (acetyl-transferring) activity.